AUUCAUACAGAUCAGGUAAGAGAAAAAACAUGGGACAUCAGACCAACAAGCAGAUCAUAUUGAAGAACUACGUUAAUGGGUUCCCUACAGAAUCGGAUAUGGAAGUCAGGAAUGGGGCUAUCCAAUUGAAGCUUCCAGAAGGUUCGAAUGGGGUUCUGGUGAAGAAUCUCUACCUCUCCUGCGAUCCCUAUAUGCGAAACCGCAUGUCCAACAUCAAAGGAAGCUAUAUCGAUUCCUUCACCCCUGGUUCUACCAUUACGGGAUUUGGUGUGUCCAAAGUCAUAGAAUCAGGUCGGGCUGACCUGAAUAAGGACGACCUGGUCUGGGGACUUACCGGAUGGGAAGAGUACAGUCUCAUCACUGCCCCCGAGACACUAAUCAAGAUCCAACACACCCACGACGUCCCUCUUUCUUACUAUACUGGAAUCCUCGGAUUGCCUGGUUUGACUGCAUAUGUUGGUUUCUAUGAUAUAUGCUCCCCAAAGAAGGGAGACACUGUUUUCGUAUCCGCUGCGUCUGGUGCUGUCGGUCAGCUCGUCGGCCAAUUCGCUAAGUCGUUCGGGUGUUACGUUGUCGGAAGUGCAGGCUCCGAUGAAAAGGUGAAUCUAUUGAAGAACAAGUUUGGUUUUGAUGAUGGCUUUAACUAUAAAGAAGAACAUGAUCUUGAUGCAGCUUUCAAAAGGUACUUUCCUAAUGGUAUCGAUAUUUAUUUUGACCAUGUGGGAGGAAAGAUGCUUGAUGCUGUGUUAGCAAAUAUGAGGCUAAAUGGUAGAAUCGCAAUAUGUGGAAUGAUCUCACAAUACAACCUCGAGAAGUCUGAAGGUGUACAUAACCUGAUGGAGCUUGUAGCCAAACGAAUCCAAAUGAAAGGGUUUCUAAUACUUGACUCCUACCAUUUGUAUCCAAAGUAUUUGGAGACAAUUCUUCCGCUCAUAAGAGAAGGAAAAAUUGUUUACGUGGAAGAUAUUGACGAAGGUUUGGAGAACGCUCCAAAGGCUCUUAUUGGUCUAUUUCAUGGCCGCAAUGUUGGAAAGCAAGUUGUUGUUGUCGCUAGAAAAUAAUGAAAAUUUAAAAUAAAACUUUGUAAGGCAUGUUGAGGUCAUUUGAUGUUAUUAUCUCAUUCCUUUUCAUUGAUCUAUUUAGUAAUAUGUGUUUAUGACUAGUUUAUUACAUGUACUUAAAAACAAACUCUAUUUGUUAUGUAAUUUAUA
This is a messenger RNA of Impatiens glandulifera, 1211 nucleotides long. Its product is annotated as 2-alkenal reductase (NADP(+)-dependent)-like. Gene Ontology annotation, molecular function: 2-alkenal reductase [NAD(P)H] activity. The transcript has 5 exons. NCBI's taxonomy places the organism in Eukaryota, Viridiplantae, Streptophyta, Magnoliopsida, Ericales, Balsaminaceae. Bases 30 to 1061 code for a protein of 343 amino acids. The record is from RefSeq and is a predicted model, not a curated record.